AUGCAUACUCCCAAAGCCCAAGCCCCCCCAGAAGCAAACGUCUUCUACGUCGGCGGCUCCUACAUCCAAGACGCCCGUGGAACACACAUGACAGGAUCCAUGUACGUCCGCCGCCACGGCAACAAAGUCCCCGGGCAGCCCCCCAUCGUCUUCAUCCACGGCGCAUCCCAAACGGGGACGACCUGGGAGGCAACGCCGGACAACCGGCCCGGCCUGGCUCUGCUCCAGGCCGCAGACAACAACUGGGAGUGCUACGUCGUCGACCAGCCGGGCGUCGGGCGGUCCCGUUAUCACGAGGCGGACAUGGGCCCGCUCACGCAUUACACGGUGGAGGAGCUCGAGGCGGUCUUUACUGCGCCUCGGCCGGAGGUGUCGUCGCCGUGGGCGAGUCUUCACACGCAGUGGCCUGGGUCGGGCAAGCGAGGGGAUCCUGUGUUUGAUGCUUUCUACGCGAGCCAGGUCGGACACAUUGGCAGUUACGCCAAGGUCGAGACCCUCUUUAGGCCGGCUAUCAAGGCACUGCUCAACAAGAUUGGACCGGCAUUCCUCGUUACUCAUUCCCAGUCGGGGCCUCUCGGAUGGCAUGCUGCCGAUGCCUGUCCGGGGUUGGUCUGCGGCAUAGUGGCCCUGGAACCUCAUGGGCCGCCGUUUGUCUAUCCGGACUGUCCACCGUUCAACACACGACCUGAAAUAGUCGGCAAAUUAGUGCAUCCGUUCGGAAUCACGAGCACGCCGCUAGAGUAUGAUCCGCCGCUGCCAGAGGGCGCUGAAAAGCUGCCAUGUCAAACACCACAAUCGCAAGGCCCAGCCAGCAUUGAAGAGACUGGCAGAUACGCAGGCCUGAUCAAGGGGCCGCGGCAAGGGGCUCCCGCACGACAGCUAAAGAACCUUUGCCACGUUCCCGUACUCUUGGUGACGGCUGAAGGGUCAUAUCAUUCCGGAUAUGACCACCUCACAGCUCAGUUCCUCUCUGACGCAGGGGUUCCUGUUGAGCAUGUCUAUCUGGCUGACGAGGGGAUACGCGGAAACGGUCAUAUGAUGGCGAUUGAGAGGAAUAACAAGGAGAUUCAAGAAUUUAUCAACAGGUGGCUGAUGAAGCAGGUCCCCAAUACAGUCAUCGGUGAUAUCUCUUGA
This is a messenger RNA of Trichoderma citrinoviride, 1134 nucleotides long. RefSeq names its product alpha/beta-hydrolase. The transcript has a single exon. NCBI's taxonomy places the organism in Eukaryota, Fungi, Ascomycota, Sordariomycetes, Hypocreales, Hypocreaceae. The coding region runs from base 1 to 1134 and encodes 377 amino acids. The record is from RefSeq and is a predicted model, not a curated record.